GGUGUAAUGUGGUCAUGGCGAUGAGCAUUACUGACGUGGAUGAUAAAAUAAUCAAGAGAGCUAACGAGAUGUGCUGAUGUCCUUGUCUGACCUCGUGCAGAUGAACGUGUCGCCCGCUUCUCUCGCCAGUCGUUUUGAGGAAGAAUUUAAACAAGAUAUGGCAGCCCUGAAGGUUCUGCCGCCAACAGUGUACUUGAGAGUCACCGAGCACAUCCCUCAGAUCAUUGCUUUCAUCAAGGGCAUUGUUGCUCACGGCCAUGCUUACUCGACAGCCGCAGGCAGCGUCUACUUCGAUCUGCGCGCCCGAGGGGACAAGUAUGGCAAGCUGGUCAACACGGUUCCCAGUGCCACUGCAGAGCCAGCAGGUGACUCCGACAAGCGGCACAACAGCGACUUCGCCCUGUGGAAGGCAGCCAAACCUCAGGAGGUGUUCUGGGCCUCACCAUGGGGGGACGGCCGGCCCGGAUGGCACAUAGAGUGCUCUGCCAUGGCCAGCGAGGUGUUCGGAAGCCACCUGGACAUCCACACCGGCGGCAUAGACCUGGCUUUCCCACAUCAUGAAAACGAAAUCGCGCAGAGCGAAGUCUUCCACCAGUGUCAGCAGUGGGGAAAUUACUUCCUACAUUCUGGUCAUUUGCAUGUGAAAGGCACAAAAGAAAAGAUGUCCAAAUCCCUAAAAAACUACAUCACCAUUAAGGACUUCCUGCAGACCUUCUCCCCCGACGUCUUCCGGCUUUUCUGCCUGCGUACCAACUAUAGGUCAGCCAUUGAGUACAGUGACAGUACCCUGGUGGAAGCCAAGCACCUGCUGCUGGGGCUGGCCUCUUUUGUGGAGGAUGCACGAGCCUACGUAAAGGGGCAGCUGACCUGUGGCCCUGUUGAGGAGGAUGUGCUGUGGGAGAGGCUGGCUGGCACCAAGAAAGCCGUGAAAGCUGCCCUAGCCAAUGACUUUGACACACCGAGGGCAGUGAACACCAUCCUGGACCUUGUGCACCAUGGAAACCGACAGCUCAGGGCAGUCUCCAAGGAAGCUGGUGGCCCAAGGAGUCCCACCGUGUUUGGGGCCAUCAUUUCCUACAUUGAACAGUUUUUCGAGACUGUUGGCAUUUCUCUGGCUCAUCAACAGUGUGUUUCAGGAGACGGCAGCACAGUAACGCUGCGCUGUGUGGUAGACGAACUUGUGCGCUUCAGGCUGAAGGUCCGCCAGUAUGCACUGGACACAUCCGGGGCUGCUGGGGAGGCUCGGAAACAGCAGCUCCGGGAGCGGCAGCCCUUGCUGGAGGCAUGUGAUGCACUCCGACAGGACCUCGUCACCUACGGCAUCAAUGUUAAGGACAGAGGCAGUGCAGCCUCCACAUGGGAGCUGCUGGAUCCAAGGACAAGACACCAGAAGCCUGGGGACAGAGGAUGAGGCGGCUGCAUCCCACAUGCCACCACACCAUGGCAUCUGCUCUUUUGCGAUGAAAACUUUAUAUUAAAGUUGCCAAUUGUGGCUGUUUAGCCAACAGUAAAGUGAGCCUGUGCUGCCCACUGGUGUGUAUUUGGAACGACCUGGAGAGUUAACUGUGUGUAUCACUGAUGGCCACAUUUGCAACAUUCCCUUCAGUAAGUUCAUGUCUGUUCAGAAGACAUUCCUGGACAUGGUUAGCAGGCCCUGUGCCCAAGGAUUAGACAAGGGGAGCCAGAGAGCAGACCCCACUAACUAGGCAUGCAGCUGGCAGGCCACUCUCAAGAGGGAGGCUCAGCAGGCAGAGCGAGGGCCACAGUGCACAGCAGUGAACAGACGGGUAGCAGACCUGUGGCAUCUGGGCACUCCCUGCCACGCUCAAAUGCCAAUGGCACCCAGGUUUCCUGCCCUCCCCAUAGGUCUCUAACAUAUCUGCUCUGCAUGGCUCUGUCUGUUCUGAACUACUUCACUAAGUUAGCACUCGGUCACUGAACAGAAAACUAUAGGGCCCAUGGCAUCCUGUGAGCCUCAGUUAAAAACCAAACCCUGCAC
Mus pahari (shrew mouse) is the source of this 1999-nucleotide messenger RNA. It is a transcript of the gene Cars2, whose product is annotated as cysteinyl-tRNA synthetase 2, mitochondrial. Gene Ontology annotation, molecular function: ATP binding; cysteine-tRNA ligase activity. The transcript has 13 exons. The record is from RefSeq and is a predicted model, not a curated record. Gene Ontology annotation, cellular component: cytoplasm. NCBI's taxonomy places the organism in Eukaryota, Metazoa, Chordata, Mammalia, Rodentia, Muridae. Gene Ontology annotation, biological process: cysteinyl-tRNA aminoacylation. Bases 77 to 1411 code for a protein of 444 amino acids.